AUGAUUUACGACGACGUCGACGGCCAGAUGUCUCUCUGGAAAUUCGAAAAUUUCGAAUUUGGCGCGCGCCAUAUUCGAGAAUACAUCAUCGUGGCGUCGGCGCGAGCGAUUGAAGGGUGCCGAAUUGAGAGGGCGCCGAGAAGACAGCGCGAUUUUGGCGCCGCCCAUUUGUGCAAUCGAACGCUGCCUUGGGUGGAUUGCUCAUUCGAACUCGAUUUGCGGCUUGCUGGAAUGUGGCUCGAGAAUUUCCUUCGCGCCAUUCGAAACAGGGAUGAGGUGCGAAGCUACCUCUACUUGGACGUGAUCUUCACCUACCUUCAGCUUUUCCAAUUCCUCAUCUGGUACUACAACCAAUUGCCACCCGAGUACGCGAGCCACGUCGCCAUGUUCAUCAUGACCGAAUACAUGUGGCUCAAAAGAAUCGACGAUUGUCCGAUGUUGACGUUGAUCCGCAACACCAUGUACAUGCAAUUGUUCUUCUACUUGUACUAUAACGAUUAUGAGUGCACCUUCUAUUAUUUGAUCAUAGUUGUGCUUCGCAUUAUGACGGAUAGCAAGAUCGAGUACGCGAGACUUCACUUCCCCGCCGAUUUCCGCUUUUCCAUUUUUGCUCUUUGA
Molecule: messenger RNA, 618 nt
Organism: Caenorhabditis bovis
Lineage: Eukaryota; Metazoa; Nematoda; Chromadorea; Rhabditida; Rhabditidae
Source: the annotation of a GenBank genome assembly